UAAAGGACACACUGGAAAAAAGAGGCGCUCUUGGACAAAUAAAGGCAAGGAUCAGAGCUGAAGUUUUUAAUGCACUGGAUGACCGAAGUGAACCACGGCCACCACUGUCUCAUGAAAAUCUCUUAAUCAACGAACUAAUUCGUGAAUACCUGGAAUAUAACAAAUACAAAUACGCAGCAUCUGUCUUAACUGCAGAAUCUGGCCAGCCUGAAGUGCCCUUGGAUAGGCAGUUUCUUGCCAAAGAGCUGAACAUAGUUGAAGACGCAAAUGGAAAAUCCAUACCUCUCUUGUAUGGAAUUAUCUCUCAUUUCUUACAUGGUGGUAAAGAAGAAAGUACCCAGAAUACCCUUCCAAAAGUGUCUUUGCUGAAUUAUCCGAAGCAGAACCUUGGCAAACCACCUACUGAGAGAAAUCAAAAAGAUAGAAUUCCAGAACCAGGAAGAAUGGCUGGCAUGAGCAUUGAAGAGCCUCUUGUUUUACAAAGUAUAAACAGAUGA
Molecule: messenger RNA, 497 nt
Organism: Pelecanus crispus (Dalmatian pelican)
Lineage: Eukaryota; Metazoa; Chordata; Aves; Pelecaniformes; Pelecanidae
Source: RefSeq, a predicted model, not a curated record